AGCAAGAAUAUCCAGCAAGUGGAGUAAAAUUCUCUAUAAAGAAAGAGUUUAUCCGGGACGGCCGGACAGGAGGAAUACACAGACGGUCAAGAAGAUUAUCCUGGAUUCAGCGGGGCAAGUAUCCGGACACUGUUGGCCAAGAGGAAUAUCCGGAUACUGCUGGACAAGAGGAAUAUCCGGCCCGGCCAGCGGUUGAAGAUUCGGCCAAUUGCUGGACUAGAUAG
Molecule: messenger RNA, 224 nt
Organism: Funneliformis geosporum
Lineage: Eukaryota; Fungi; Glomeromycota; Glomeromycetes; Glomerales; Glomeraceae
Source: the annotation of a GenBank genome assembly